Molecule: messenger RNA, 11012 nt
Organism: Panthera uncia (snow leopard)
Lineage: Eukaryota; Metazoa; Chordata; Mammalia; Carnivora; Felidae
Gene: MEGF9
Product: multiple EGF like domains 9
Exons: 6
Coding region: 181-1980 (599 amino acids)
Biological process (GO): axon guidance
Cellular component (GO): basement membrane
Molecular function (GO): extracellular matrix structural constituent
Source: RefSeq, a predicted model, not a curated record
GCGGGCUGUCCGCGCUCGGCCCGGUCGCUCCCUCCGCGCUGGGGCCCGCCCGCGGGGCCGGCCGCCUGUCAGAGGGAGGUGGCGAUGGUGCGCCCGGUGGCGGUGGCGGCUGCGGAGGCUUCCCUGGUCCGAGCGCAGGGAGGAGAAGAUGACUGACCGACCGACUGAAUGACUGAAUGAAUGAAUGGAGGAGCCGAGCGCGCCAUGAGGAGCCUGCCGAGCCUGGGCGCCGUCGCCCUGUUGUGCUGCGCCGCCGCCGCCGCCGCCGCCGCCGCCUCGACAACCCCGGCGGGGAAUGUCACCGGUGGCGGCGGGGCCGCGGGGCAGGUGGACGCGUCGCCGGGCCCGGGGCUAGGGGGCGAGCCCAGUCGCCCUUUCUCUAAGGCGACGCCUCCCACGGCCCAGGCCCCGCGGACCGGAGCGCCGCGCACUACUGUCCACCGGCCCCUGGCUGCGUCCUCCUCAGCCCAGUCCCCGGAGACCACCCCUCCUCGGGCGACGGCCGGACCCGCCGCGACCACCUUCCAGGCGCCGCUCAGCCCCUCGCCCACCGCCCCCCCGGCGGUGGACCGUACGCCGACCGCCCCUCGCGCGACCACCGGACCCGCGCCGACCACCCUCUCGACGAGCACUGGCCCGGCGCCGACCACCCCUGUAGCGACCACCAUUCCGGCGCCCACCACUCCGCUCACCCCGACCCCCGUGCUCCCCGGCGGCAGCGGCGUCCCGCCCACCCCACCUGCCACCGAGGCGCCCUCUCCCCCUCCCCCAGAAUAUGUAUGUAACUGCUCUGUGGUGGGAAGUCUGGAUGUGAAUCGCUGCAGCCAGACCACAGGGCAGUGUGAGUGCCAGCCACAUUAUCAAGGGCUUCACUGCGACAUCUGCAGGGAGGGCUUUUACCUGAAUCACACGUCUGGUCUCUGCCUGCCGUGUGACUGUAGUCCACACGGAGCCCUCAGCAUACUCUGCAGCAGUUCUGGGAAAUGCCAGUGCAAAGCGGGCGUCACCGGCUCUACAUGUGAUCGAUGCCAAGAUGGAUAUUAUGACUUUAGUAAGAGUGGCUGCUUGCCCUGCCAAUGUAAUAAUCGGUCUGCCACUUGUGAUGCCCUCACAGGUGCUUGUUUAAACUGCCAGGAAAAUAGCAAAGGGGAUCACUGUGAAGAAUGCAGAGAAGGAUUUUAUCAGAGUCCUGACGCCACAAAAGAAUGUCUUCGCUGCCCUUGUUCAGCAGUGACAUCUACAGGCAGCUGUAUCAUAAAACUGGAUGACUUGGAGCCUACGUGUGUCCAGUGCAAAGACGGUUACACAGGCCGGAACUGCAACACCUGUGAAAACGGCUAUUACAAUUCUGACAGCAUCUGUACCAAGUGCCAAUGUCAUGGCCACGUGGACCCAAUUAAAACUCCAAAGGUUUGCAAGCCUGAGAGUGGUGAAUGCAUCAGCUGCCUCCAUAACACCACUGGGUUUUGGUGUGAGAACUGUCUGGAAGGCUAUGUCAGAGACCUCGAGGGAAAUUGCGUCAAGAAAGAAGUUAUUGUUCCAACACCUGAAGGUUCUACCAUUUUGGUUUCCAAUGCCUCUUUGACCACAUCAGUGCCCACCCCUGUUAUAAAUAGUACAUUUACCCCCACAACCCUGCAGACUAUCUUUUCCGUAAGCUCUGCUGAAAACAGCACAUCAGCUUUAGCUGAUGUUUCAUGGACCCAGUUUAACAUCAUCAUUUUGACAGUCAUCAUCAUUGUGGUGGUGCUGCUGAUGGGAUUUGUGGGGGCCGUCUAUAUGUACCGGGAGUACCAGAACCGGAAACUCAAUGCCCCCUUUUGGACCAUCGAGCUCAAAGAAGACAAUAUCAGUUUCAGCAGCUACCACGACAGCAUUCCCAAUGCAGAUGUGUCAGGACUGUUGGAAGAUGAUGGCAAUGAAGUGGCUCCCAACGGGCAGCUGACCCUGACGACACCCAUACAUAACUACAAAGCCUGAGGAGCUAGAACUGUCACCCUGGAUCGGUAGAGCACAGGGCUUACUAAGACAGCAUCGGCUCCUGGGCCACAUGAGGCCUGGGCAGAGUUUGCUGAGAAAGCAGAGGCGUAUAGUGCAUCUGGAAGUUUCAGGUACAAAUGUGUAAUGCACUGGCCUAUUACUCUUAGUUUCCCCAUGAAGCUCCGAAGCAGUCACUGUCAAUAAGGACUUGUAGUAAAGUAUAUUUUUGUACCCAACGACAUGGGAGUAUAGAAAGGCCGAACCCCACAGUGCAGCCCACAUCUACUUUGACCUCCGAAUAGACUCCUGGGGAAGUGCUCACCAAACCAGCGGAAACACGGUGAUGGAAGUGGAGGGGGAGGACUCCAGGAAGACUUCAUCUCCAUUCCUGAAACACCUUUUUUUAAAGGAAGGUCAGGGAUGAUACUCCUUUAACUGUGCUAAAAGACAUCACUGCAGAAAAGCUUAAUGUCUGGGCGGUCUCACAAUAAACAAUCCCGAUUGUUUCCAGAAUAGGGGCGGAAAAGUCUCAAGAGGAUCUUUAGAAAAGCUUGAUUUUUCCUUCCCAAAUUCUUGCUCAAUGAUAGGAUCCAAGCACGGGAUAAGCUUCUAAUGGUAGAAACAGGAAACAGGAAGGUGACAUCUGGUAGCAGGAAGCUGAUGGUCCUCCUUAGGGUCUCAGUGUAGAUGAUGAAUUGUCUAAAAAUAAGGACUGCUCCUGCCUCUAGAGAAGUAAGGUGUAUAUAGUGAAUGUAGCAUAUCUGGUCAACAUUGUUUUUUGUAUCUAUUUGUAAAAAAAAAAAAUCAUGUCAUAUUUUAUCAUCUAGAAACUAUUUGUACAGCAGUUAAUGGCGUUGUAAAAAGAACAUAUGGGGAUUGGUUAAAAUAUGACAUAGGUGGCAAUAUUGCUGGAGCUGGGACUCUGGUGAACGUCAGUCAUUUUUGGUCCCUCUUUGGACACUGUUGAAAUUUGUAAGAGGUUGAGUGUUUCCAACCUUUCUUUCCCUUUCUCGGUCUCAAAGUAGAGUUACACGUUCUUUGACUUACUAGACAUUCAAGCAAUAGAUUUUUAAGGCCGUGAUUGUUAAGCUGGGAUGCAGGCUGCACUCUCUAAAGUACUCACCUGAUUAGACGUUAGCCAGUCUAUAUAUUUUACAUAGAUCAAUGUAGAACACAUCCUCAUGAAAAAAAAAUGUUUUUAAGUGUAAAAGACAGUCUUCCAGAGGAAUUAGAAAUAUUUUAGUUCCAAAAGAAAAGCCAUGAUAUCACUUGGGAUCCCCUGUUUUUCAUGCCUGUGAAAUAUUUAUUAUAUUCUUCCUCCCCGCUCGAAAAAAUACCUUCCACAUUUGAACGUAGUUUGUCACCCGUAGGCCGCGAGGUGUCUGCUAUCUUCCUGCAGGGCUACAGUUUUGCCGUUAGAGGUAGCUCUGUGGUUCGGUGGGUACAGUUAGUCCUUGCUUUUGGACCCGGUUGUUCCCUCGAGGCCACCUACUGUUGCCCUCGUCUGUUAUGAUAUCGACAGGUUGUGGGUGCAGCAAGCCAGGAAAAGCAGCCAGAAGUCAAAUAUAGAUAUUUAUUAGGAGGAACCGCAAACUGUCAGGUGGCGAGAAAAGAAGCAAAGGUUUGUUAGAUUAGACCUAGAACAUCCAAGUUGACAACCUUGCCUGCCUUCCCCGGAGAAACACCUGGAAUUUGUUCAUCCCUCUGUAGGAGACCCCUAAGCUUUCUCAGGUUUUAGAGAUGACGUUCUGGAGGAUGGACAGAUAGAUAGUCCAGUUCUGUAACCUGAGGUGCUCUGAAUAUUUGGCCAUUGCUCAUGAGAGGAGAGGAUACAUUACAUUGCGUUAUAUUUUAAAAAUCAGUGGAUAUUCCUAUAGGCCUUUGCAUUUCGCAAAGCCCAUUUCCACACGUAUGUCCUCCGUUCCUCACCCUAGCCCCUUGAGGAAGUAGUUGUUGUCCCCAUUUUACAGAUGAGGUUAAAUGUCUCACUCAAGGCUGCACAAUAUGUCAUUAUCAGGCUUGGAAUCGGGCCUCCUGACUCUGAAGCACAUAUAUAUUCUUUCAAAUCUAGGCCAAUGUAGAAACUGCUAGCCAUGGACAGAGAGGCUGGGAGGGACUGUCCCGUCUGUGAAUGUUUCCAACUUCGUGAGUACAAGGUACAGUCCAGGGCCAUACAGCUGGGAAGGGCUUUGUGGAAAGGACCCUGGAGAAUGACUGCUUGCGGCCAGUGUUGGCGACAAGAAAACAAAUCUACCGGUUUUUGUGCUUCCUCAAAGAGAACUGACCCUCGUGAGCAGGGAGGGAAAUGUGUUUUCCCCAGCAGCCCCCACUAACGCACGGGCAGACUGAGCACUGCACAGUUCCAAGGAAGGGGGCCUGUCUCCCAGACUGCACCCCUCAAGGUGAGGGGUUGAGCGUGGUGGGAAAUAAGCACUGGUUACACAGAAGUUACCCCAGUAGAGCAAGCGUGAGUGUUGGUCGGGGUCUGAGAGCCAAAGCCAAAUAGUCCAGAUUCUGGCCAUAGAGAGGUUGCUUGAAAGAGAGCCUGAAAGGCAUUGCAAACAUUGAAUCACAAGGAACAUUAAUCGCUAAGGAAUUACUGACAGCUCCUACGUCAGGUUCUCAAUUUUUCCGAGUGGAAAAAAAAAUUGAGGUCUUAAAACUGGUUUUAAGUAAUAUUCUUUAGCGUCCCCUGCUUUUUGCUGGCGGAAAUAAUUUUGCUCUAGAAUAUAAAUCAAUCAUGAAGUGAUCUACCGGCAAAAUCAGACUAGGAAACUACUAUGGAAUGCAUUGCACACGUUCGUUCCUCUGAAGGCAGGGUCUCCCUGAGCUAUGACGUUUCACACCAGGAUCCCGUCGGUCUUCUAGAAAGAUCAUAUUGGAAGACCUUUUGAAUAAGUGUUAGAAAUGUGUUUAUUUUUGAUUAAGACUAAUGUGACCCUUACUGGUAAAUGACAGAUACUGCUAUUAAGUGAUCAUUUUGUCUUCAUUCAUUCAUGUUCAUAAGCCCUGACGUAUUUCUGACAGAAAUCCUAGGUAGUGUUGUAAAAUAUGUCUGUCCUCCCUUAUUGUUCCCUCCCUCCCUGCACUGGCUAGCUCCUAGAUAUCUCUUAUGAAUGGAAUUUCUCCAGUGAUAGAGAAAAAUGGUGACAGAAACGAACGCUCAUUUAUACUAAGGUCCUAUGGAUUUAAUGUGUUACCACUCUUCGGGAUAACCUGCAUUUUAAGAGAGAACAGAGCAGAUGUGACGUGGGAGGAGAGAGAUUUUGGGGGAGAGGAUUUGUAGAGGUGUCAAAUUAUAUGGCUACUCUCUAGCCCUAACUUUCCCCAGAAAACGGAUCAUUAAAGCAAUACUCAUGACCCCACUAGUUCAUUUUGGUCAGAGAGUGCCUUCCGGACGUUUAGCCCUUCUCGUGCUGUUUUGGAGGCAGAGAACUAAAGCAAUAGAAUGUCUUCCUAAGAGCUUCAGUCGGGACGGGGUUAUCAGAUCAUUCACCACGGUCCUAUAUUUUUUGUAGGACUUAUGGUAAACAUAACACCACUUGUAAUGAACAUUCCCUGGUUCUUAUGCUUUGAAGUGUGUGGGUAGGAGUUGAAUCUGCACAUCUCAAGGAAAGAAAUCUCUCUGAUAAAAAGUUGAGAGAAGUACAGAGCAACCCAGCGUAACCUGUUAGAGCAAGGAAAGCAUUUCUGGCCUCAUCCACAAAGACUUUUGGUCCGUUAUGAUCUUGACGGCAUGGGGCUUGGGAACUAACAUGAGUUUGGCGUGUGUGGGGGAGUGAUGAAAGGUUAGCACAAUUUUCCUCUUUAACCCUGAGCCAGUGACCAUGCCGAGGGAAAAAGCAGGAAGAACACACCGAUUCAUCCGAAGACAUCAGAUCACGUCAAAUGGACUGAAGGUUAUGGAUCGUUAAAAUGGCAGUGGUUGAAUGAUGCUUUUUCAAAGGCAGUUGGGAACCCCUGUUACUCGUAACUUACACACAGGCAAGAAUUGUGACGGUGGUGAGCACAUGAGCCCAGGGCUUCUGAGCCAACUUAGCCCAAAACCCAGUGAUUCACAGCUGAGUUUUAAUGCUAGGCACUUGCACUCUGCCAUAGGUUACAUCUUAGCCCGGGCUAUUAGGGGAUGUUCCUAAAACAUUAAACUCCUAUGUAUGUCACUAAAAUUCUAACACAAAUUCUAAAAACGUGUCUCCUACAGAUGCUGUACUAGGCUUCAUGAUGCAUUUCUAAAUUUGUGUAUGAUUUGAAUAUAUGAAAGAAUUUAUACAAGAGUGUUAUUUAAAAUUAUUAAAAAAAUAAAUGUAUAUAAUUUGUACCUAUUGUAGAUUUGUUGUUUUCCUUUUUUGUGUGUGUGGUCAGUGUUGUUGGAAGUCUUUUAAUAUAUGUCACAGAGCAUCUAUUUUCAAACCACUUCAUGAAAAUCUUUGAACCCUUUGUUGAUUUACUAUGCUUUUUGUUUUAAGUUCCUUUAAAUCAUGUUUUCCACUUAGGAACAAACAUGCCACGAGAUUCCCCCUCUUGGAACAAAACAAAACAACCUGAGGGGGGGGAAAGCAUAUAUUAACAGAUAUUCUUAUUUGUACUUUUGCCUCUACCCUAUGAGAUUCAUUAGGCUUUCCAUGAAAAUUUUAAAGAAAAAACGUGCUCCUUUUAAAUUUUGUUUUCAUACAUAUAAAAUUUUUCCUUUCUUCAUAUAAAUCUGAAUGGAACCAUGUUCUAUAUGUUUAUUAGACAGCCUGCAAUGAGAGUACAUCUUUUUAUGAUUUUGAGGAACCCAUGAAGAUCCUGUAUUUUGACAAAGCUCAAUGGUAUUUAAUGGGAUGCCAUCUAGAGAUCCUAGGGGCACUUUGAAAAAAGAAAAAGUAGGUCAGGCCUUUCUUUGUGCUGAGAGCUUUAUUAUGUUUUCAAUUUUUUUAAGUUUAUUUAUUUUUGAGAGAGAGAGGGAAAAAGGGAGACAGAGGAUCCCACAGAGAAUCCCUGAUGCAGGGCUUGAACUCACAAACCCAGAGAUCAUGACCUGAGCUGAAAUCAAGAGUUAGAAGCUUAAAGGACUGAGCCAUCCAGGCACCCCUGUGCUGAGAGGUUUGUAAACUUCAGUCGGUUUAUUCACCUUCAGGUGGUUGCUAUUUAAACUUUAAAACCCUGUUUUUCCUUUCUUUUCUAGUCAUCCAAGAAAAUAAGUUGUAUUGCUCUAUAAUCCUACCUUAUAUGUUUCUAUAUGUAAUUCUAUACAUGUAGUUCUAUAAUGUAUACAAUUUGGGUAUUAUUUUAAGGGACCAGAAUAAGCAUGGCAGAAAUCUAAGUAAAAUUUCAAAAGAAAUAUGUGUACAAUGCCAAAAAGAUUACUUUUAUAGUACUGUAUUCAUACCUUGGAUGAAAGUGCAUCAAAGAUAUUUACUAGUUUAGCAAAAUUGGGUGUAUUCGUUUUCCAUGGGAGUAUAAGUUGCAUAUGUUUUACAAAAAUUCCACAUGCUCCAUUAUAGUUAAACCAGUAACUUCCAAGUAACAAUUGUGUUUAGUUACAUUUAUAAAGUUAAGCUAAAUUCAAAAAAACAAAAUGUUUUUCAUGAGGUGAUUAUAUUAGAAGUGUUAACUGACAGGCUUAAAAGUGAUAUUUUAAGUGAAUGCUAAAAAGACAUCCUUUUUACAUAUAAAUUAGCCUUUCAAGGCAAUUUUAUGAAAAGAUUAUUGUAGUACUUCUUGUGCAGGCUUUCUAAUACUUCCACUUACAAAAUGAAAGCCAUCACACAACGUUAAAUGUGUUAUUUGUAUUAAAACGUAGGUUUUAAACCUUGUAUGUCAAGCACUGAACUUUCAGACAGUUGCACAAAACACCGGCAAAAUGUUUUCCUUUGUAUUUAGUAAGAGCAGGUUUGGGGUAAUAAAGGAAGUGUUUGGGAGGAAAUCUUUUGUGGUUUCCUUUCUGUUGUCAGACCAACUGCUACAGUCUUAUAUGUCAAUACUGUUUUUUUUUUUUAAGUUUAUUUAUUUUUGAGAGACAGACAGGGCAUGAGUGGGGGAGGGGCAGAGAGAGAGGGAGACAGAAUCUGAAGCAGGAUCCAGGCUCCGAGCCGUCAGCACAGAGCCCGGCACAGGGCUUGAACCCACGAACCGUGAGAUCAUGACCUGAACCAAAGUCAGACUCUUAACCAAGCCACCCAGGCACCUCUGUUAAUACUGUUUUCUUAAUCUUGCUCUCAAAUAACGAAGAGUCUUAACCCUUCCUUACAUUCAUUAACCAUUCUAACCCAACUAUAUUUGACUCAUAUAUAACUUCCUAUAGAUGCCAGGUUAUAUGAUGCCUUUCUCCCUUUGCUGGUACUAUGUUUUCUAACAUCCUUGAGACUGUUUAUUCAUUCUUUGCAACCCCUUGGUAAACGACAGUUGAUUAAUCCUUAAUUUGUAUCUCUGUUUUGCCUAAUGAAUAUCUCUCUUAUUGCACAUAUUUUUUUUUUUGAAUACUUGUUAUUUUAUGUCUUCCCCAUUAGACUCUAUAAUCCUUGAAGUCAGGAGCAUUUAUUCUCCUAUCUCUGGAAUCUGGCAUAAGUGCUGACACAUUGUGGGUGCUCAGUAAGUUGUGGUUUAAAACAAAAGGUACUUGACAGAUACUGAAAUAUGUGAACUUACUUGGUGAAGUAUUAUAAGAAAUGUGGUGUGUGAACUUAUUUGGUGAAGUAUUAUUAGAAAUAUGCAGUAGGUAACACAGUAUAUCUUUUUUUUUAAUGUUUGUAUUUAUUUUUGAAACAGAGAGAGACAGCAUGAGCAGAGGAGGGGCAGAGAGAGGGGGAGACACAGAAUCUGAAGCAGGCUCCAGGCUCUAAGCUGUCAGCACAGAGCCCGACGCGGGGCUCGAACUCACGGACUGUGAGAUCAUGACCUGAGCCGAAGUCGGACGCUUAACGGACUGAACCACCCACGUGCCCCAACAGUAUAUCUUAUUUAAUAGAGGUAUCAGCAUAGGGACUUCAGAGAGCCUGAGAAACUCUUGAAAUUGCAUUCUGCUUUGUGAAUAUAAAUAAUUUGUGUGUAUGUGUGUGCUUGUGGGUGUGUGUGUGUGUGCGUGUGUUUUCUGGAGGAAAGGUCCAUACCCUUAAUCAUAGUCUCCAAAGGAUCUAUGAUCCCAAAAGGAUUAGCGACUAUAUGGAUGGCAAUUAUUUUGUGUAUUUCAGCAGUAAAAACCUUUCCACUGAAUGGAAAUCAGUACAGCCUUGAUUCAAGAAAUCCACUUCUGGGAAUUCCUCCUAAGAAAAUGACCUAAAAAGCAGAGAGUUCUGUGCAAAAAUGUUUUUUUUCUCCGGGGUUGUGUAUAAAGUUAAAAAAAUGAGGACAAACCCUAGAUGUUCAACAGUAGAGAUAUGGCUUAGUGCAUGCACUUGUGGAGAUAAAAUACAAUCAUUAAAAUGAAGGGAAGAAUGAUUAAAGACAGAAUUAAGGUUUAGUGAAGAAAAACAGGGUAUUUUGCAGAUGUGUGUGCAAUUCCACCUCUGAUAUACAGUUUAGAAAAACUGUUACGUGUGUGCACCACAACCCACACAUCAAAUUCUUCACCGCAGCAUCAUUUGUUAUCGCAAAAUAAUUGGAAAUACCCCAAUUGUCUGGCAGUAGAAGAAUUGAUUGGAUUUGGAUUGUGAAGUGGGAUUGUGGUAUAUCCAAAUACUUCGAACAGAAUUUUAUGCAGUAGUCAAAAAUGAAUGAGUUAUAGCUAUAUAUAUCAAUAUGGAUGAAUCUCCAAAACAUAAUGUCAAGCAAAAAAGCAAGCCAUAGAGAAAAUAUACAAUAUAAUUUUUUUAUAUAAUGGCCAAAAAGGGAAAUAGAAUAUAUUGUUUAAAAAUACAUACAUAUAUGAGAAAACUAUAAAGAAAAACAGAAUAAUGCAAAAAUAAAGAUAACUAUGUAAGAGAGAGGGGGAUGCAGAGAUGACCUCAAAGGUACUAGUAAUGUUUAAGAAACAUGUGUGUAUAUGAGCUUUUUAUUAUUUAAAAAUUUUUUUUUAAUUUUUUUUUUAUUUUGGAGAGAGAGUGUGAGUGGGGGAGGGGCAAGAGAGAGGGAAACACAGAAUCCGAAGCAGGCUCCAGGCUUUGAACUGUCAGCACAGAACCCUAUGCGGGACUUGAACUCACGAACUGUGAGAUCAUGACCUGAGCCAAAGUCAGAUUCUUAACUGACUGAGCCACUCAGGGUCCCCAUAUUGUAUUUUUUUUACACUAUUUGCAUAUACCCACACAAGCAUACACACAUAUUCUGGUAUCCAUGUAACAUUUCAUAGUGAAAUUUUUCAAUAGGAUAUAAACUGGUGGAUACAACAUGAUUUAACUAUGUUGAAAAAAAUAGUACAGAAAAUGUUUGGAAGGAAAUACCAUAAUUUGUGAUAUCUGUACUAAAAAAAAAAAACAGUGUUACAACUGAUACCACAGAAAUACAAAAGAUUCUAAGAGAUGACUAUGAAUAAUUAUAUGCCAACAAAUUGGACAACCUAGAAGAAACAGGUAAAUUCCUAGAAACAUACAAUCUACCAAGACAGAAUCAUGAUGAAAUAGGAAAUCCGAAUAUCCCAAUUACUAGCAAGGAGAUUGAAUCAGUAAUUGAAAACUUCCCAACAAAUAGAAGUCCAGGUGAAUUCUGGCCAAGCAUUCAAAGAAGAAUUAAUACCAAUCCUUCUCAGACUCUUCCAAAAAAUAGUAGAGGGAGGAGCUCUUCCAAACACAUGUUAUGAGGCCAGUAUUACCUUGAUAUCAAAACCAGACAAGGAUGCCACAAGAAAAGAAAAUUACAGGCCAAUAUCCCUGAUGAAGAUAGAUACAAAUAUCCUCAACAAAAUAUCAGCAAACUGAAUUCAACAAUACAUUGAAAGAAUCAUACACCAUGACUGAGUGGAAUUCAUUUCAGGGAUGCAAGGAUGGUUCAACAAUUGUAUAUCAAUGGAAUAGACUAUAUUAACAAAAUGAAGUAUAAAAAUCAUAUGGUCAAUGGGAUGCCUGGCUUGCUCAUUCAGUAGAGCAUACGACUCUUGAUCUUGGGGUCAUGAGUUU